AUGUUGCUAUCUUACUUGCAGUACUCUAAAGCAAGAGUGCGGAAACAAAGAGAGCGAGAUGAACGCAUAACUAAGCUUCCGGCUGUUUAUCACCAGUCUCUCAGCGACGCCGACAAGACCAUCCUUAAUACUCCACUCUCUACCCUCAUAAACAAUGUUCAAUCAGGAAUAUGGACACCCACGAAUGUUCUCCACGCUUACGGACGCAAAACACUCUCGGUGCACGCUCAGACAAACUGUCUCACUGAGGUCUUUAUAGGAGAUGCGGAUGUGUGGGCUUCGGACGUCAAUGCCAACUUAACACUUAAAAAAACAGGUCCAUUAGCAGGCGUACCGGUCAGCCUGAAAGACAGCAUAGCCGUUGCGGGGUACGAUGCCUGCAUUGGAUAUGCUGCGUGGGUUGGACGUCCCGUUCAGCGUGACUCGGCGAUCGUUCGUCUGUUACGCGACGCAGGAGCAUUGCUUUAUGUCAAAACCGCCAUACCGACUACAUUACUUUCCUUCGAGAGCUACUCUGGGGUGUUCGGUCGUUGUACCAAUCCACAUAACUCGUCGUUCUCGCCAGGCGGUUCAACUGGUGGAGAUGCAGCACUUAUCGCAGCUGGAGGUGCACGCGUCGGUCUUGGUACUGAUAUUGCAGGAAGUGUCCGCGUUCCUGCACAUUAUAGCGGUAUCUACUCUGUGCGAUCAAGUGUGGGCAGGUUCCCAAAGUCAGGAAAUGUGAGCAGUAAUCCGGGAAUUGAGGGCGUGCCAUCUAGCACUUCACCUCUGGCGCGUACACUGGAGGACCUUGAAACUUUCUGGGCGGCGGUGUUCCAAAUGGAGCCGUGGAAGUAUGAUCAUUCGGUUCUGCGCAUACCCUGGAAACCGGUUACGCUCCCCGAGGGGAAAGUGAGGUUUGGCGUCAUGUGGGAUGACGGCGUUGUUCCUCUGUCUCCGGCAUGUCGACGUGCUCUACAAUCAGUAGUCGAUAACUUGCGGCGCAAAGGAUAUGAGGUCUUUGACUUUGCCCCGUCCGACCCAUACGAGGGCCUUAAAGUUGCUUCCCAGUUGAUUCUCGCGGACGGUGGGGAGACUGUUCUUGGCCCUCUCCUUCCCGGAGAGCCAAAUGACCCCGGAAUGGUCUCAGCAUCCUUUUGGCUCCGUCUUCCUUGUUUCCUCCGCAAUAUCUACAUCUGGUGGGUGAAGUACUUUCGACGCGACUCGAUCUACGCAGGCCUCCUCAAAGCCUUGUACAAGAAGUCAGUUGCGGAGGUCUACAAGCUCGUUGCAGAGCGAGAAAAGUAUAAGGCUCUCUGGCAUGAAGCAUGGAACAAGUCAGGCAUGGACUUCUUGUUGACAGCACCGAAUGCGCUCCCUGCUGUUCCGCAUGGAGGGAUGAAGAAUGGAUGGAAGGUUUGCGGGUAUACGUUCCUGUUCAAUCUUCUCGAUUACACUGCAGGAGUUCAGCCCAUUACGCAUGUUUCAGCUUCUCUUGAUGCCAUGACCAAAUCGACACCCGUGGCUACGAACCAGAUUGCGAAAGAAGCCUUUGCGAUGUACGAUGCUCGUGCAAUGGACGGACUACCUGUUGGAGUUCAAGUUGUUGGGAGGCGACUAGAAGAAGAGAAGGUCCUCGCCGGAAUGCGUUUGAUCGAAAACAUCAUGAAGGAGAACGGUCAGGGUUACGAACUGCUUGAAGUCUGAUGUUCGAUUGAAACCAUGUUCUCUUUCACUUUUGUUGGUGGCGUUCGACUUACUACGAUCACGGAGAUAUGCUCUGUAAAUUGGAUAUACG
Messenger RNA from Fomitiporia mediterranea MF3/22, 1777 nucleotides. RefSeq names its product amidase signature enzyme. NCBI's taxonomy places the organism in Eukaryota, Fungi, Basidiomycota, Agaricomycetes, Hymenochaetales, Hymenochaetaceae. The transcript is spliced from 7 exons. The record is from RefSeq and is a predicted model, not a curated record. The coding region runs from base 1 to 1686 and encodes 561 amino acids.